Caenorhabditis remanei is the source of this 2118-nucleotide messenger RNA. RefSeq lists its product as uncharacterized. Gene Ontology annotation, biological process: DNA replication checkpoint signaling; DNA replication preinitiation complex assembly; regulation of DNA-templated DNA replication initiation. The record is from RefSeq and is a predicted model, not a curated record. The coding region runs from base 1 to 2118 and encodes 705 amino acids. Gene Ontology annotation, cellular component: nucleus. Lineage: Eukaryota; Metazoa; Nematoda; Chromadorea; Rhabditida; Rhabditidae. The transcript has 5 exons. Gene Ontology annotation, molecular function: DNA binding; DNA polymerase binding.
AUGAGUUCGAGAGUUACUAGGUCUCGGUCUCGGACGGAAACACCUCAAACCGUCGUCACUGAUUUUUUCAAGACUACGAGGAAACCAAGGAUAAGAGGAGAGAAAAAAAUAAUUGAAGAAAAUGAGCCUUGCCAAGUCUCUGCUCCUGCCAAGCCGAUGGGAAUUUCGCAAGUUGAAGAAGAAACAAAUGAAUCGAUCGAAGUCGACCAAGCUUGCGUGGCACCAGCACCCGAGGAAAAGCCAUCUCGCUCUCGGGCACGUACUCCAUCGCGUAAUGCGGAACUUUCUACUGAAGAUGUCACUGGAACACCACCAAAAAAAUCGAGGGAAAGUGUGAUUCGAGUCGGAGCUCCGUGUUUGCCAUCUGAAACACCAGACAUUAUUCUAGAUAGUGCAGCAACGGGAAAAUCAGCUUUAGAUGAACUGAUGGAAGUAUCCGGUCCAUUAAAGAAGAGAACUGGAAUCAGAACUGUGGCAGAUUUGCAAGCAAGACUGGCCGCAAAAGGUGCUGCCAGAGCUGUUCAUGCUCAAAAUUCGAAAAACAAAGCGAAGAUGGUAGAGGAACACGCAGAGAUGUUGAAAUCACCAAAGAAAAAACUCAUGGAAACGGUUUCUCCGGUCAAAUCGAAAGCAGCCCGAACGCUGUUCUCUCCGAAAAAAUCGUUGCCUGAUUAUGUUGUUCCUGGCUUCAAUGUAACGAAAUCUGCGGAAAAGAUUCGUGAAGAACAAGAUGAUGCUUAUGAACAAGAAGGAAAUCGAAUGACCGCGCAGUUUUUGAAAGUUUCUAAACUCACGGAAGACGUAAAAGAGAGUGUACGUCAACGAAUUGAGCUGCCAUCGACUUAUGAACAUCUCGCUGAUUCUUUCAAACGAGUCGAUCAAAUCGCCGGCAUUUUUCUUGGUCAAAACAGAACAUGUUUGGCUGCUGAGUUGUUCAAAAGUGUCAAAUCUACAUCAGGACGAGAAUUUUCCAGUUAUCACUUGUCACAAAUUCUUCAUGUAUAUCCUGAAGCGUUCCAUGUUGAAAUGCGUGAGCAGAGAAAAGCAUUUGGACAAGGCGGUAAAUACGAGCUUGAAAUUCGCCCGAAUCUGAUUGAUGAUUUGCGUGGGUAUAUACUCGAGAAGACACCUGUUGAAGAUAACGAUGAACUACCUCUGGUUUGCCCCUCGAAAUUACUUUCUCCAAAGAAGAGCCCCAGAAAGAAAGUUCAACCAGUAGCAAGACAGCCAGAUAUCGAUGGAAAAAUCAGACUUGAUGCAGCUAGACAGAGAGAUCGUGCUCAUAUUUUCCGGCAUAAACUAACAACGAUUGUAAUGAAACAUCAUGAAGAGUUUCUCGAAUCGCAAGGAUUUUCGAGUGUGUCUGGAAUCAAGAGAAUGCAUCCAUUGUUCCGCCUAGAUGUGCAUUGCCCCAAACUGCCACAAGUGAAGCUCCCCGAGCCUCCACAUCAAAAAAGCUCUGUACAUAUGGGAAUGAAAGAAGCUCUUGAGAAACAAAUCGAUCUGGAGAAAGUAUCUUUACCAGCGUCAGUUCAAAGAUUGAUCAGCGACUUGAAGAGUCCAAUCAAAACGAGCACUGGACCAUCUGCACAAGUUCCACUAUCUCCGAAAAAGUUUUCUGAAAUGCAGGCAGAACAGAAAAGCAAAGGAACGAUGACAUUGCUGGAAAGAAUUCGUGCCAAAGAAGCAAUCAAAAAAGCUGCCGACGCAUUAGUUGAUAAAGACCUUGAGAAAAGAAGACAGCGGUUGACUCUAUUGAAAGAAAGAUAUGUGCGCAUCGUCUGUAAUCACUACACAUCGAAAAGAGCUCAAACGAUGGAACUGGAUGCAAUCGCCAAGUUUGUGCAGUUCAGUUCUUCUACUCCAUCAACAAUACCUGAUAUAAUCGAUCAUCUGAAGCUGAUGUGUGAAGUUGCUCCCAUGUAUGUUGCAGAAGCAAUAUUCAUGAAUAAAAAAUACCUUCGUUUCUCUGACAACAAUAUAGAAGCUAUCAACGAAAUUCUUGUUGAAGAACUGGGAAAGACUCAAGAGAAGAUUGAUGCUCAAAGAAAUAACCAAAUUGCUCAAAUGAGUCAUACCCCAAGACCUAAAGCUGCUAGAUCUCUGAAAUUUCACUGA